CGCGUCUGCGGGAGGCAGAGGAGAAGAGAAAAGGCGGCGGCCCGGCGGGGGGAGAGGCGCGGAGGAGGCGGACCGGACGGGGGUGUGGGGCUCGGAGCGUCGCCGGGACACAGCGGGGCAGCCGGGCACGGCGGCUACGGCAGCCAGGGCCUGGGCCGCAGUUCGGCCGCGCCGGCCGAGCUGGACUGGCCAUUAUGGAGGAGGAGCUGCAGCAUUCACACUGUGUGAAUUGUGUCAGUAGACGGUGUAUGACCAGACCAGAGCCUGGGAUUUCCUGUGACUUGAUUGGUUGUCCAUUGGUUUGUGGAGCAGUUUUCCAUUCUUGUAAAGCUGAUGAGCAUCGACUUUUAUGUCCGUUUGAACGAGUGCCUUGCUUAAAUAGUGACUUUGGAUGUCCAUUUACCAUGGCCCGAAAUAAAGUUGCUGAACAUCUGGAAAUGUGUCCUGCAAGUGUGGUGUGCUGUACUAUGGAGUGGAACCGAUGGCCAGUUAGUUAUGCAGACCGGAAAUCAUAUGAAAAUCUAAGCAGAGAUGUUGAUGAAGUGGCACAAUUAGAUAUGGCCUUGGCCCUUCAAGACCAAAGGAUGCUCUUAGAAUCUCUCAAAGUAGCCACUAUUAUGUCAAAAGCAACUGAUAAAGUAUCUGAAUCUAAAGAGCAAAUCUCAGUUAGAUCGAGUGUCCCAGAAAUACCACAUACUAAUGGUUUGGUAUCUGUUGAUGAAGAAUCUUAUGGUGCACUUUAUCAAGCUACUGUAGAAACAACCAGAAGUUUGGCUGCUGCUUUAGAUAUCCUGAAUACUGCCACAAGAGACAUUGGCAUGCUAAAUGCAAGUCUUUGCGCUUCCCCGGAUGAAAUAGAAGAAGAGCAAAAUGAAAGAGAAAGCUUACAGGAUAGAAACUUAAAAGACCAAGAGUAUCUUUCUGAGGAUGAAAUAGGAGCAGUAGGUGGAAUUGACUAUAAUGACACAAGUCAGAAUGCCCAGUCUGAACAAAAUGGUUCAAGCGAUUUAUUAUGUGACUUGAAUACAAGUUCUUAUGGCACUUCUGCUCUUUGUAAUGGCUUUCCUUUGGAAAAUAUGUGUACACAGAUCAUAGACAAGAAUCAGAAUUUACAUGGUGAUUCAAAACAAAGUAACUUAACAAAUGGAGAAUGUGCAGCAUCAGAUGGCACUUCAAAACCUUCCAGUUCACUUUCAGUAGCAGCACAACUUAGGGAAGUAAUACCAUCCAGUGCUUUGCCUAAUGGCACAGUUCAGCAUAUUCUCAUGGCAGAUGAUGAGGAUGAAGGAGAAUUGUGUUGGAGAAAAGUAGACUUGGGGGACUUGAGGAACGUGGAUGUCUUAUCUUUUGGUCAUUCUCCUUCAUUCAAAUUUCUUUCUAAUUCAUGUUGGUCUAAACCAAAGGAAGAUAAAGCAGUAGAUACAUCAGAUUUGGAAGUUGCAGAAGAUCCCAUGGGCCUCCAAGGAAUAGAUCUGAUCACAGCAGCAUUACUCUUUUGUUUGGGAGAUUCUCCAGGUGGGAGGGGUAUAUCUGAUAGUCGCAUGGUUGAUGUCUAUCACGUUGACUUUGGGACUCAGACUUUUUCACUUCCAUCUGCAAUAUUAGCUACAAAUACGGUGGUUGGGGAAAUAGCCUCAGCUUCAGCGUGUGAUCAUGCCAAUCCACAGCUUUCAAAUCCAAGUCCUUUUCAGACACUUGGGCUGGAUUUAGUAUUGGAAUGUGUCGCUAGGUACCAGCCCAAGCAGCGUUCAAUGUUUACCUUUGUGUGUGGACAGUUAUUUAGAAGAAAAGAAUUUUCUUCACAUUUUAAGAAUGUGCAUGGUGAUAUUCAUGCUGGACUCAAUGGCUGGAUGGAACAGAGGUGUCCUUUAGCUUAUUAUGGUUGUACCUAUUCUCAGCGUAGAUUUUGUCCAUCAACACAAGGAGCAAAGAUUAUACAUGAUCGCCAUUUAAGGUCAUUUGGAGUUCAGCCAUGUGUAUCUACAGUAUUAGUAGAGCCUGCUAGAAACUGUGUGUUGGGAUUACAGAGUGACCAUUUAAGUAGUCUUCCUUUUGAGGUCCUGCAGCAUAUUGCAGGCUUUCUUGAUGGCUUCAGUUUAUGCCAGCUCUCAUGUGUAUCCAAGUUAAUGAGGGAUGUGUGUGGCAGUCUGCUUCAGUCUCGUGGAAUGGUCAUACUACAAUGGGGAAAAAGGAAGUAUCCGGAAGGAAAUUCAUCAUGGCAGAUAAAAGAAAAGGUAUGGCGAUUCAGUACUGCAUUUUGUUCUGUUAAUGAAUGGAAAUUUGCUGACAUCCUAAGCAUGGCUGACCACUUGAAGAAAUGCAGUUACAACAUUGUAGAGAAACGAGAGGAAGCAAUCCCAUUACCAUGUAUGUGUGUGACGCGAGAACUCACUAAAGAAGGACGUUCACUACGCUCAGUUUUAAAGCCUGUACUUUAAAAACUGUGCUUUCCCUUGCGCAUACAUACGAGCACCUAGUAUAAUUUCUUUGUAAUAUGUGAUACUUUAAUAAUGUAUUAAAGAUUACGACUAGCUAAAUUUAUUGUCACUAUGUAUAUAAUGUUUUGAAGUGACAUAUAUUUUUAUAAAGUACUGUUUAGUUGGGAAGAAUUUGCCUUAAUGUUUGAAAUGUGUGAAAUUUUUGGAACUUGCUGGACAGGGUGAUUUAAUUUUUAGCUACAUAAUUUUCAGAAUUAGUAUUUUUAAUGGUGUGCAUAUUUUGGUUCUUAAAUUUUUUGCUUCUUUAACUAACACGAUCCUGACCAAACAAUUUACUCCUCAUGUUUUCUGUGGGUUGCAGCCCAUGCAAUGAAAAAGCAAAACUUUGAUUAAAUUCUUGCAGCAUAGGUUUUUCAGAUAAAAAACAAUCUCAGUUGCUUAAGCACUACCAUAAGAUCGUUAAAAAGUUUUUAUUUUUUAGUGCUCCCUAUAUGCAAUUGUUGAUGCAUAGGUGAUCUCUAAUGUAUACUUACAUGAUAUUUAAAAUCAUGACUAAUGUUUGGUAAUGCUAUUUAUCUUGAUUUAAAAAUAAUCCACAAAGAUGUUUUCAUCUUAUGUACUUAUAACUAUUAUACAAAGAGUAACCAUAUGCAGCUUUCUUUUUUGUUAGAUGCCACAUCCAAAGACUCAUGGCAAUGUGUUAUAUGAAAGGUUAAAGCAAAAACAACAAACAAAAAGCAAGCCUGUGAAUGUAAUUUAAACUGUUGAUGGUAUUACAUAUUUGCUAUUUGGUGUUUGAAAAGGAAAUAUACCUCAUUUUAAGUUUGAAUUGGGCAUGUUGUGUGAGUAAAUUUAAAAAAUUCAGAAUGCAAAGGGUUUAACUAUUCUUUUCCAUAAACAUUUUAAAUUUUUGCCUUUUGAUUAUAAAAGUUACAACUAUGUUUUAAGACAUCUAAAAAUGUGAAAUUUGGCAUCUUCUUUGUAAGACGACAAUCAUGCAGAAACCUGUCUUGGUUGACAAUCUCUUCGAGACAUUUCCAACUUAAUUUCCCAUAGACUCCUCUACCAGGAAAGAAAGAGUUGCACCUUUGUAUAAAGAUCAAGGUAUAGUAGAAAAAUAUUUGAAGACCUAUUUUUGAAGUAUUAUUGUUUUCAAACUGAUUUAUACUAAUAUUAACCUGAUGGUGGUCAGUUUAAAAAGUGAGUAUCAGUAUUUAGAAAUAAAUUGCAGAGAUGGGGACAUAUACUUAAAUAAUUUGUCCUAAGUAAAUUCUGGCAUUUGGUAGUCUGAAAUGGUGACAACUUACUUUGUUAAAAUUGUCAAAACUCUAUUGCGUCUUCUGUUCCUGCAUUUGUCCCUGCGAGUGUUCUGUCGUUACUAGGUUCUUGAUUCCCAUAUAUGGCAAUCAGGCUGGGUAGAGACGUUCCUUGGGCAUUAGAGAAGAAUUCUGAACUGCUUAAGACUUGUUUUGGUUGGAUCAAGACCUUAGUACAAUUAAAAAAUGUAGCAUUAAAGACUAAUCAAUUGUUUGGCCUCACCUGUCAUUUUAAAUGGAAUACUUACUUCUCAUUGCUUAAACUUUUUUUCAACUGUGAGAUUGAUGCAUAAACAGUCUCUAUGUCUGUGAAAAAGCCAGAAAUAAGAUCAAAUACUGUAAAAUAUAACUCUGCUUUUUAAAGUUUUGCUGAAGAAUGUGUCUAUGGUUAGGAUAGCACAAGCAUUAACUUUUUGUUUUACAGUUAUGCUUUUUAAAAUUCAUGGUUUUUAAGUUUACACUUCUUAUUUCCACACUGGAUCAUGAGAUGUUUAACAUUUUUUCCACCUUAUGUUUCUUUUACACAUCUUUCGCUGUCUUUUUUGUUAUGCCACCAUACUAUUUUGUUAAACCAUUUUCUUUGUGAAACAUUUGUUCAAGUUUUAAUAAAAUUAACAUUUUCCCUUUAUAUGGCUCAGUAACUUAAAAAGAAAAACUUUCAUUUAAUAAAAUUUUAAUACUUGUUUGACAAA
Messenger RNA from Propithecus coquereli (Coquerel's sifaka), 4446 nucleotides. It is a transcript of the gene FBXO30, whose product is annotated as F-box protein 30. Gene Ontology annotation, molecular function: ubiquitin protein ligase activity; zinc ion binding; protein binding. Bases 195 to 2438 code for a protein of 747 amino acids. The transcript is spliced from 3 exons. NCBI's taxonomy places the organism in Eukaryota, Metazoa, Chordata, Mammalia, Primates, Indriidae. The record is from RefSeq and is a predicted model, not a curated record.